AUGGCCAAGAAGAAAGCGCCUCAGCUGGACGCGUGGUGCUGGUAUUGCGACCGCGAAUUCGAAGAUGAAAAGGGCGGCCUCGCGGUGCAUCUGGGGCAGGUACACAAGGCCGAGCCGGGAUUACUCGAGAAUACGCUGCCUGGACGUGCUUCGUUCGACAUCGAGAUCUACGGCAUGGUCGGCGUGCCGGACGGCGACCUACGCGAGUGGAUGGCGCGCAAGGGCGCGCGACAGCAGCAGCAGGGCGCGCAGCCGGUGCAGCACGCGCCGAAACGGCCGCGCAUCGAUCGCGCGCCUCUCUCGGCUGAGCAGCUCCGCGCACAGCUCGAGGCACACAAGGCGCUCAUGAAUGGCAUCGCGCCGACCGCACCUGUGAUGUACGGCGUGCCGAGCACGACAGUGCAGGCGCAGGCGCCUGUCGCUGCGCCGGGACCCGAGGUGGCAGCGCCGGCUCCAGCGCCGGAGCCGGCGCCGUCCGUGCCCCAUGACGCGCCCCCUGCGCCUCUGUCUGCCCCGGAAGCAUCUGUGUCGCAGGCGGCGCCUGUACCUGCGCCUGUGCCGCCGGUGGUGACGCCGGUCGGACCGCCGCCGCCGCCGCCAGCUGCGGAAGAGCCGGUGCCUCCGUCCGACGCCCCCCCCGCCAAAAAAGCGCGCUUGGCAUACACCGACACGGAGCUGCACCCCGACGAGAAGCGGGCGCAGCUGCCGCGGUACGCAUAUCGCGAGUCGGCUCCGCACGCUGGCCGCCCCAGCGCCGCAGAGCUCUUUUAA
Malassezia japonica is the source of this 771-nucleotide messenger RNA. RefSeq lists its product as uncharacterized. The coding region runs from base 1 to 771 and encodes 256 amino acids. Gene Ontology annotation, cellular component: nucleus. NCBI's taxonomy places the organism in Eukaryota, Fungi, Basidiomycota, Malasseziomycetes, Malasseziales, Malasseziaceae. The transcript is spliced from 4 exons. The record is from RefSeq and is a predicted model, not a curated record.